CAGAACAGGAAUGGACUCUUAGAACUUAUUAGUUAAAAACAGAGAGGUUAGGAUGACAGACUCCACGGUUCAACAAAAGCUGGAAUUAGCUAGAUUUGAGGCUGUGGAAAAACAAAAGGAAUAUGAAAGACGGAUAGAACUCAUACGGAUGGAGGUGGAUGCACAUGUGGCCAGGGACAAAGAAAUGGAGGCUGCCCACAGGAGGGAAAUGGAGGCAAGGGACAAAGAAAGGGAGGCAAGGGACAAAGAACUGGAGGAGAAGGAAAAAGAGAGGAAGCAUGCACUGGAGAUGGAGAAGGCAAAGGCUCAGCAGAAUAUACCAACAAACCCUAGCAAUCCUUCUCCAGGUACCACUUCCCAUCCCAGAAAGUUCCCCACCAACAAGGCAGGCGAUGAUACCGAGACCUUCUUAGAAAACUUCGAAAGCGCCUGUCUUGGGUACAGCAUUUCUACAGACCAAUACAUGUAAGAUGUAGAGCUGAGGCCGCAGCUCAGUGGACCCUUAGCUGAGGUGGCGGCUGAAAUGCCUAAGGAAC
Messenger RNA from Dermochelys coriacea (leatherback sea turtle), 536 nucleotides. RefSeq names its product 101 kDa malaria antigen-like. Bases 53 to 469 code for a protein of 138 amino acids. The transcript is spliced from 2 exons. The record is from RefSeq and is a predicted model, not a curated record. Lineage: Eukaryota; Metazoa; Chordata; Testudines; Dermochelyidae.